GAGUGCAGGUUAAAGGCACUACAUAUGCAAAUGGAAUGCUAGUCUUACUGAGCUAUGCCAAAGGCCAACUGCAGUUAGGACAAAUAGCAAGCAUUUUUGUAAAAAAUGAAACUACUGUCCUACUUUUGCUUCGGGGGAAAACUGCCAGCUGGGUACCUGAGCUUGGACUCUAUGAAAUUGAUGAAAAUGCUUCUGACCUGUUCAGUUGCCAUGAUUUGAACAAAAUUGAUGAUUAUCAUCCACUUUAUUCUUACCAGAGAGGUACUCGGUGGCUCAUUCCUCUUAAACACACACCAACAUGGAACUUGUGAAAAACUAUGUCAAGAAAGCAAUGCCAUCGCUCAGUAGCGAUCAGAUGGAUACACUAAUGGCUAAACUGGAGGAAUUAGGAGUUCUCUCUGUAGAUGACCUGAGCCUUGUGGACCCGGAGGACAUUAAAGACACUCUGCCAUUCAUUCAGUGCAAAAGAUUCGUCAGAGCUGUCAAAGCAUUGGAAGCAGAUUCACAAGCUCCACCGCAGUUUACCAGGCCUGGCCCCUCAUCAACACCUGAGCCACAGAGGUUACAGCUGCCCUCAACACCACCUGAGACAGCCGACUCCCCAUCCCAAGACACAUAUUCUGUUCCAUGGCACAAAUUUCCCUCAAAAGUCAUGGAUGACUUGCGUGAAAAGAAGUACAUAAUGGGGAAAGACAGACGAGAGAUGGUUCGGAUCGUCGCUGAAGAUUACCUCCACAAACACCCAGGAAGACCUGGUAGACAAAAGCUGAGGGAACUCGCCAGUAUGAUUGUAGGACAAUAUCCUGCCUCCUUCAAGCUGACAGAGCCAUUUGGAAACGAACCUUUUGCAAAAGAUGGUUCUGAAACUGUCUUUCGUCAGCUGGAACACAGAAUUGAAAAUAUGAAGAGGCCACAAAGCUCACUGAGGAGGCGAGCAGGGGGUGAAAAUUCAACAAAGAAAAGGCCCAGGAAUUCAGAUCUGUAUGGAUGUGUGGCGUGGGAUCCAAUCAUUGAGGGGACUGUGUGUAGAGAAGACCUGCUGUCUAAACGAGAUGACUUGAAACGUGCCUUUCAAACCCGGGAUCUUCAGGAGUCAUCUGUUCGAAAAUUGAUGACUGAAACAUAUCCCAUUCAGCGUGAAAUCCUCAACGAUGCUGAUACCCCUAUUGGCGUUGUAAAGGACGAGUGGCCGUUCCUGUUUGAAGUUCCUCACCUGUUUGAUCAUGCAUCUAAACUUCUUGGCUUCUCUGUACAAAACAAGCUGGCACAGGAACUUUCCAAAAAAGAAAAGGGGAUCAAUGACUUCCUUGACUCCAAAGGGAUGAAGAUGGGCGAAGGUCCAAUACAGCUCAUCUGUGGCAUUGCAAAAUACUUCAAGGAAGACUCUUAUAAACUCUUCGACAAAAAAGAGAUCUCUGCAGAUCCUGAAGUCGAACUCCCAGUGACCCCAUGCAUCCUAGUCAGAGGUGACCAGCAAUUCAGGAUUGCUCUUGAUGGGUUACUUGUCAAUGACCACAUCACCUCUCCCAUUGUGGCCUUGAGCUACGUCUUCUCCAUGUUUUAUGUCUGCAACAUCCAAUACCCACCGGAGAUGGCUUUUACUCUCGAAUUCAUGCAGAGAAAGGUCAGACACUGGUUGCAGAGCUCUGCCUGUCGGUGUGAUAUGUGGAGUUGGAGGUGUAGGUUUCUGCAUCCUCCUGGAGGGGGCUCCUCAUUUUGCACUGACAGGUGAGACAGCAACAGCAAUGCUGGCAGUUGUAUUGUCUUAUUUUGUCAAUGUCUUUAACAAAUACAAUUGUUAUUAAUGCCUGUCAGCCUGUGGGUGCUAAAAAGUUGCUAGAUUUGGCAGCUCCCUGUUAAAGGACAUGGCUGUAGUUCUUUGAGAGAACAGCUGGUUUAUGUAUGUAAAAUUGCUCUGAAUGUGAAGGUGAUGUUCUGAAUGUUUUAAUGGUUGUAAUGUAAAUAUUGCAAUUCAUUCACCACAAAAAGUGCAAUCACUUUAAAGCACUGGCAGCUGUUAAAGGAAAUAAAUAAUUAUUGUGAUUCUACAUUUGUGCUUUAUUGAUGAUAAAUGGUAUAGAGAACUGUACGGAAUUUA
Molecule: messenger RNA, 2098 nt
Organism: Esox lucius (northern pike)
Lineage: Eukaryota; Metazoa; Chordata; Actinopteri; Esociformes; Esocidae
Exons: 7
Coding region: 299-1732 (477 amino acids)
Source: RefSeq, a predicted model, not a curated record